AAGCGGUUUGCAGUCUUUUUCUCUCUUAUUAUUUAGCUAGCAAACAGCUAAAUAAAGAGCAAUUGAAGACUGAACAUGCCGCGGGAAAUCAUAACGCUGCAGCUGGGACAAUGUGGAAAUCAAAUCGGCUUUGAGUUUUGGAAGCAGCUGUGUGCAGAGCAUGGCAUCAGUCCAGAGGGGAUUGUGGAGGAGUUUGCAACUGAGGGGACAGACAGAAAAGAUGUGUUCUUCUAUCAGGCUGAUGACGAACACUACAUCCCUCGGGCGGUUCUCCUGGAUCUGGAGCCUAGGGUGAUCCACUCCAUCCUCAACUCUCCUUAUGCAAACCUGUACAACCCUGAGAACAUCUACCUCUCUGAGCACGGCGGAGGGGCUGGGAACAACUGGGCGAGUGGAUAUUCACAGGGCAAAAAAAUCCAAGAAGACAUCUUUGACAUCAUUGACCGAGAGGCAGAUGGCAGUGACAGCCUCGAGGGAUUUGUUCUGUGUCAUUCCAUUGCCGGGGGGACAGGCUCUGGGCUGGGAUCUUAUUUACUGGAGAAACUCAAUGACAGGUACCCAAAGAAGCUGGUGCAGACUUACUCUGUUUUCCCAAACCAGGAUGAGAUGAGUGACGUGGUCGUUCAGCCGUACAACUCAUUGCUCACACUGAAGAGGCUCACCCAGAACGCAGACUGUGUGGUGGUGUUGGAUAACACAGCUCUAAAUCGCAUCGCCACAGACAGGCUGCACAUCCAGAACCCUUCGUUCUCCCAGAUCAAUCAGCUGGUUUCUACCAUAAUGUCUGCAAGCACAACCACCCUGCGCUACCCAGGCUACAUGAACAAUGACCUUAUCGGCCUGAUUGCGUCCCUCAUCCCGACUCCCCGCCUCCACUUCCUAAUGACUGGGUACACACCACUCACUACUGACCAGUCGGUUGCUAGUGUGAGGAAAACCACAGUGCUGGAUGUGAUGAGGAGGCUUCUGCAACCCAAGAACGUGAUGGUGUCCACAGGAAGAGAGAGGCAACCUAGCCACUGCUACAUUGCUAUCCUUAAUAUCAUCCAGGGAGAGGUCGACCCCACACAGGUACAUAAAAGCCUCCAAAGGAUCCGGGAACGUAAACUUGCCAGUUUUAUUCCCUGGGGUCCUGCCAGCAUCCAGGUGGCUUUGUCCAGGAAGUCUCCAUAUCUGCCCUCCGCCCACCGAGUCAGCGGCCUGAUGAUGGCCAACCACACAAGUAUCUCCUCUCUGUUCGAGCGGACAUGCCGGCAGUAUGACAAACUGCGUAAGCGUGAGGCCUUCCUGGAGCAGUUCCGCAAAGAGGACAUAUUCAAGGACAACUUUGACGAACUGGACAACUCGCGCGAGGUGGUCCAGCAGCUGGUAGACGAAUACAGUGCAGCCACGCGACCUGACUACAUUUCCUGGGGCACACAAGAACAGUGAACAGACUUAUUGUCUUGUAUUUGAACUACAACCCAGUUAGGAUACACGCUUAGCUAGUCUUUUCUAACUCAAUACUCUCCACAUUAUUUUUCCUACAUGUGUCCCAAAAUAGACCGGUAUUUGGCUCUAGCUGCUUCUCUGGAAAAAAAAUAUUUAUUGAUUUGGUUUGUUAUAGCAUGUAAUCAUAUUGUGUUUGUGUCUAAAAAAAGAGACUGAGGGAUGAGUGUUUACACCCACUGUCAUAUUACCAAAAAUGAAAAGGGUGAAACUACAGUGGGGGGUUUUUUCUGAGAUUCUCAAACUCAGUAUACUUAAACCAGUCCGUAUGUACUAGCACUUGUUCCCUGCAAGUUUGUGCCUCAAUAUGUCCUCUACAAAAAAAUAGUUACUUUAUUCUUCUAAACUCAUCUUUUCCCCCCUUGUAGCCUAUUUCAGUUUUCAGCAAUGAAAGCCAACUUGUUGCCUUGUUUUGUUCUAUUUUUAUACUGAGUACAGUGUUUCAGUUUUUUGUGCAGUUAAUUUACAGUGAAACAUCCACAGUCCAGGGAAUGAUUGCCUUGAAUAAUGGGAGUACAGACAGAAUGAUUUGCAUGAUGGUUAAUGCAGGUUCUUGCAUCCCACACAUUUCUGACAUGGUGCUUUGUACCGUCUGUCUGCUGCUGAUAUACAUUGCUCAUUUGUUGCCACUCUACACGACCAACAAGAAUGUCAGGUUGAAGUUUGGUUUGACCCAAAAAUGAUGUUUAAAUACCUGCCAUAAAAACUGCAUUGACAUUUAAACUACAGAGAAAGGAACAGUUUGGAUGGAUCUUGUCUAACACUUCAUCUCUGCCUGUAAAUACUUAAAAGAAUAGUUGGUUCACUGGCCUUCUGUUUAAAUGAAUAUACUGUUUCAUGUUGCUAUACUUGUUGGACCUGUUGAAAAU
Molecule: messenger RNA, 2357 nt
Organism: Scomber japonicus (chub mackerel)
Lineage: Eukaryota; Metazoa; Chordata; Actinopteri; Scombriformes; Scombridae
Gene: tubg1
Product: tubulin, gamma 1
Exons: 11
Coding region: 76-1431 (451 amino acids)
Biological process (GO): cytoplasmic microtubule organization; mitotic spindle organization; microtubule nucleation
Cellular component (GO): nucleus; microtubule; gamma-tubulin complex
Molecular function (GO): GTP binding; structural constituent of cytoskeleton
Source: RefSeq, a predicted model, not a curated record